CCGCCGCCUCUGGUUCAUGUUACUACCGGGGCUGUUGGUGUUUCUGGUUCCAGGAAACAACAAAAACAUGUUCGAGCGCCGCGGACUGAAGCGUCAAACCCGCAGCGGCCACCUGCAUUGACACGGCUGCGGUUCCAACGACUGCUAUAUGUUUCCGGUCGAGUUCAGGGCCGACAACCCAGAACGAUGCCGCCGAAAGCACUGGGAUCCCUUGUAGCUCUGCUUUGUACCGGGGCCUGUCUGGUGCAGGGUUUCACUACAGUAUCGAAGGGCCUUGACACCUCCUGGGCUGAAAAUGCAAAGGAGUUCUGUUCUGGGGUCAACAAUGAAAAGUAUCGCUGUGAGAUGGGGUACUGCUGUGGAGAGACUGAAUGCUGCACCUACUACUAUGAGCUCUGGUGGUUCUGGUUAGUGUGGACCUUGAUCAUCAUGCUGAGUUGCUGCUGUGCUUACCGACACCGGAGGGUCAAGAUGCGCCUGCAGCAGGAGCAACGUCAACGUGAGAUCAGCCUCAUGGCCUACCAAGGAGCCUCCAGCUCAUUCAUCUCCCCUCCACCACUUAAUCUAAGGUUUUGGAACGACUGCAAACUUCCGGACUAUGAGGAGGUGGUGGGCCAUCCCCCAACGCCGCCCCCCCCUUACUCUGAAAACCCCCCUGAGACCGUUCCAGCACUCCCUCCACAACUAUGCCAGCCAGACGCUGCCGCAGUGCCACAACCCCCGACCCACGCAGAACCGAAUUGCGAGGCGGCGAGCUCGUCGUUAGAACAGGAAGCUGUGUCGGUGCCAAUCCAGGCACAGUGUCAGGAGGAGGAGAACGCAGCGGCUUCUCUGGUGGCCGCAGAGGAGGACGAGGAGCUCAUCACUCGGCGUCGGCAUGUGACCGGCGACUCAGGGAUUGAAGUGUGCGUUUGCCAGCUAGACGUAGACGAGGGCUCAGGGCUUGAGGAGGAGAGCGACGAAGAGCACCGGAUGUGCAAGGUCACCGGUGGGGACUGCUGCUCUGGGCGUCAUCAGCAAACCUUCAGACAGAAGGAGCACAGCCCUGAGCUGCCCAGCCAGACCGCCAGCACCAGCGCUGGAGACCACAUGGUGUGAUCCGCGGCAUAAAUAACCAGCCAUUCAAUUCGGCUUUCUGCUUCACACACAGUGAAAAUGAUAAAGCUGUUGCCAUCAUCAUCACCGUAAACACCGUCUGUGUUUUACUUCUUUGAACUAACACACAGGCGUGACGUUAAGAUGAUGAUGACAACUAAUCUUUACUGGCGCCUGAUAAUGAAAGAUGAAUAACACAUUAUGUGGACAAAGAUUAGGCUUCAUUUUUUGCUUUGCUUUUCCGUAGUGGGUAAACCAGCGAACACUUGUUGAUACACAAUUUGGGUUUUUUCUCCUUAGUGUUAGGAGAUUGUCAUUAGGCAGUGAGAAGGCAGCAAUUGAUUGUUACUGAAAUCAGAAUUGACUGUUUCCCUUGCUCCGCAAUAUCCUUGAGCACUGCCAUCAUGUUUCCGUUUCUUUGUCGUCACUCCCCUCGGUCAGACAGUUUUCCGGCCCUCCUUCCAUCUGACAUUUGACCUUAUGAUCAUCCUAGAGCAUACCAGCACGGUCAACAUUUCUCCCCACGUCCUCACUACGACCAGGCAGAGGAGUCAAAAAUAAACUUCUUGAUAACUCAAGAUAAAGCUGCAUUAAUUGUCAAGCGUCACGCAUUUCAUUUUCCCCCGAAGGUGUAUGGUGCCUGAGAGUGUAUGUCUGUGUGUCUGUCUGUGUGUGUGUGUGUGUGUAUGCGCGCUGUGGCCAGCUGCAUGGUGAUGUCAGCGCUGAGGUCAUAGCAACCACCGUCUGGUGCCCUCUGGGUCUGUGGGCGGUUUUGCAUCUAGAUUAGGGGUGGGGGGGGGGGGGACUUACCAGCAACAAUUAGCAGAGGCAGCGACAGGAAAGAGCUGAGGUUUCAUUUUGCGUUUUAAAUGUCACAUCUUCCCUUCAGCACAUUUUUUUUCUCUUUUUAAUAUCCACAUUGUGUUCAAAUGACCAGUUAGCAUGACUUAACAUAAGGUGCGACCAGCUUUUUGGGGAUUUACUGAUUGUGUGCAUGUGAUUUCCCCUCUUUGGUAUCUGACUGCAUUUGAGUGAUAGUAAUUGACAAGAGGGUUAUGUCACCAAUUUUUUUCUAAAUAAAAAGCCUUGUGGUGGCUCCAGAAUAGAGACAUGUAUUUCUCAGUAUAUUGUUUGGAUGUAAGGAUGUACUUUUUAUACAUAACCGGCUGUGCUUCAGUAGAUGCUACAGGGGUUGCUAUUAAUUGCAACAAUGCUCCUGACGGGGGGCCCGCAACAGUGCGUACUCGUAUGGGGGCUUUAGUGCAGCAGGGAAGGUUUUUGUGUGUUAGUCUGUAAAGUGCUGUAGCACCUGCUUGAAAUAUUUACUCAGCACUGAGGUGGAUUAACAAUUUAAGCACUGUUAUUUUAUUUUUUUGCAUGAGUAUAGAUGUUUAUAUUUGAGUUCAUCAGUGUUUCUCUAGCCGCUAUGCGACUUGCUUUGCUCAUCUGUAAGUCAAAUUGAUUGUGGGCUACAGCAGCCACAUGAUGAAAUAGAUCUAGUUUCAUUGUGUUGUUACUGCCGUCUGCGUUGUGCUACGCUGUGCGUUUAUCUAGUCAGCCGGAGCUGUUUGGGCGCUGCGGCCCCUACAGCUCCUGGCAGUGCGAGGGAUUUUGCGGUGGUAUUUUCCACUGGCAGCAGAGGGCAGAUGCAGGCUCCUAUGUGCGGUUUGGUCAGCGAUGACACAGCUGCAGAAUCUAUUGUGAUCGACUGCACGCUGCUCGGCCUUGCUGUGUGCAUUGUGUGUAUUCAGAGCAUAGCAGUCGAGCUGGGUGUUGUCUGACAGUAAAAACAAACCGCUAUUUGCUAGGAGAUUUUUGAAAAAAUCAUUGUGCAAAAUAAAAAAGUAACUGAUAAGUCAGAGAUUGUUAAAUUGAGAAAUUUAAUUUGUUGUUUGUCAGCUCUGAAACUGUGUGGGAAAAUGGGCAAAGUGUAAAGACUCAGGUCGGUCAUUCCGCUUCACGCAGCACGCUCACUAAAUACUGCUCCAUUGUGCAGUAUUUUAUCAUCUAGAUUUAUUUAGUGAAAGAUGCCCUGAACAGUCUCCAGCAUUCACAUGACUGCAUUUGUCACUUAGCAGACUCCAAACAUGUCCUGUAGCGUUUUAGGUCAAACGUGCUGUAGCUGACAACAUGUGGACACAGUGUCGACAUUUCAUGCUUGUAAUAUAUAUUUAUUCCAACAUAGAAAUAGCUGAUUGUACUAUGACAAGGACACGUGAGGGAAAUUCUUGGCCACUUAACAAGACUUGACUCUGGGUUCUGCACAUUAAAGUAUGUAAAGUUUGCGAAACACAUGCAGCUCAGUGGCCUAAGAAAGUGUUUCCUCAUUCCUCCAACCAGCAGCAGCUCUGUCCUGGUUCUGCUUGUGUCUGUGUUCCACUGUUCGAGCUGGAGAACUUACUGUUGUGGGAGAACAAUAUAAAAGGGCCAGUGCACCAAAUAUCUGAAUAUAGGGUGAAACAAAAUGAAUGCACGGCUCCCUAAAGCUUAGAAUGAAAGAUAAGUUAGUCUCUUGCUGCAUUAGGUUAAAGUCUGCAGUCGUUGUGUUGCGUAGUUGAGCAGGUGCAUAAAUACGAAGCCAUGCUAACAUGACCAUGACCUUUUCAGAGGAGCUGUUACACUGUGAGCGUCCUUGCACACGGAUUAGCUGAAGCAACAUUAAAUCCUUUUUUUGACCAACACACCUCAAGCUGCCUUGCUGCAUCUCCAGAGAGCAAAUGUCUUGAUUAUACUGCACAAUAAAAUCUAGCCUCUGUAUGCAGUACUGAUGUGCUACAGCCUUAUUAGAAAUACCUAUGGGGUUGUUCUGGAUUUCUUUUGGAUGGUGGUGUUUGUUGUUUCCCCGAGAAUGAUCGCUUUAGAUCAGCUCAGUUUCUCUGUGACAACAGAGAAUAACAUCAAAGCUUAUUCUGAGAAUGUGUGCUCGCUUUGUUAGCAGAGGAUGUGGUUUAUCAACAUUUUAAAGCCGGAACUGUCACAUGCUCAAGUAGAGUUGGACUAGCAUUGAUUUUUGCAUCUGAGGGGUGGUUGUAUUGAAUUUACAAUAUUGUGUCUUGUUGAGCUGGCGCUCGCUCUGUUUUUUGUUCCAAGGAUCUGGUCGUGAUUAGUUUGUGAAAUGAACCGACUCUGAGGCAUGAAGAAAAUUAGAAAAUAAUAUUUUGAUUUCCUCUGGUCUCUUUGUUAUCCAUCCUAUCUGUGUUUUGCAUUCUGAGGACAGAUAUUAACUCCAGCAAGAGAGUUCAUGCUAAGGUUGAGUUUUGCUUAUUUGUCAAGCUUUGUAGACAGAAUAACAGCGGAGGGGAGUGGGGGAGUGAUAGUUCUUUUUUGCGUGUGUACUGGAGAUGCAUAGUUUUCCCAUUGCCAAACAACUACUAUGCCUCCACGGUUUUUCACGUGUUUACUGAGAACAAGGGCUAUAUACACACAUGCAUCCAUGUCACUGAACGGCUCAUCUGCCCUGAGCUGCUCAUGCUGCUGAGCUCCAGCGUCUGAACAGAUAUUUGCGAUUUUUGAACAUGGUCAGUGUUUGGUUUUGGACGUCUUGUAAAAUUGAUGGCAGAGCUCAUAUUUACCAAUAGCUGAUUGUAAACGACUAUAUGUUGGUUUUAUAGGCUCUAACUUUGCCUUUUUUGCUUUUGUCGACCUCAACGGAGGUGCGUGAUGCGACACCCCCCACCUCCUCUUAAUGAGAACUAUUCUUUCAAAUGUAAGUACAGCAUGUGCGGUUGUGCUGGAGAGUUUUUGCUUCGCUCCGGCGGCUCUCUGUGGACCGUGACCCCCCCCCCUCCACCAGGCUCCGUCUUGGUAACAGAAAAAACAGCCGACGCUCCAGCAGUCGACAGAAUAAUUUACCAAAGUCGUUGCCAUCUCCACGCUUGUUUUCCCCGUUGUGUGUGUGUGUGUGUGUGUGUGUGUGUUGGCCUAACGACGAUGUGUUUGGUUUCCCUCUCUCUCAGGGUCAUCUUUAACCGAGCAGUGCUUGAGUAUGAAAUUAACCCUUUUUUUAUUUUUUGACCCGUCAGUCAUAAAGCCAAAGCGGUUGUUCCAUUGGUCGUCGCCCGUCUUUAUUUCUGCAUCACGCAUCUCUGUAGUGUAUCGUACUUUACUCAACUAGGCUAUGCAAAAUCAUAAACCUACUGUUAUAUGCUGCGCCCUCUGUCUCACUUUCUCCGUUGUGUAUCCGUGGGCACUAGUACAAGCAAUAUAACUCUCAGUACUUGUGUCCCUUCACUGUACUGUAAUCUACUUCUGGUUGGUCUGUGUACAUGUAAUAUAAUAUACCUGUAAUGCUACUACAAUGAUGUGGUGCGUAUGUAUGCUUCAGUGGCGGCUGAGGGAGUUUGAGUUUAAAAUCCAUUCUUCAUAAUACUUUAUUUCUUCUCCUCUGUUUGGCUUUUUCUUGCCUGCUUUCUCAAUCCAUUAGAACAUUUUCCUCCUGACUCAUGAAUAAACCACAUUAUUAAGUUGUAUAAGUGAAAGAAAAGUUGAACAUAUUGUUUUUUUGUUGGAUAAAUUCUUAUGGGUUAUCUUUGGUCUGUUUGAAACGUUCCCAUCCGUCACAUUCGAUGCACUAAUUCAGUGCAUCUCAGUUUAAACAACAGCCUGCUUAUUUUGUUUGCCAUCUUCAUGAAUUGUCAUUGAAUAUUUAACUGUUGCCUUUUAAUCCACAGAAAUAACGAUACUGAUCAGUUUCUACAUUUUUAUAGAUUAUGCAUAUGACAGACCUCGACAUGAACCACAGUCAGAUCACGUUAGACCAGCACAUAUGAGACUGAUACAGGAAUGACAUGUGGACCCCUGAAUUCUGAAUUUAUAAAAGAAUGAACCACACCCUCAUGUUUCUGUCAUGCAACAGGGAAACUUAAUUUUUUCUAGAUGAUACCAAACAGAAGCAGGUUCUGUUUUGUUUUGUUUUUAUAACCAAAGUGAGAAACACCCUGGUUUGAGAAGGAAGCAGGCAUCUCCAAACACACAUCAGACUCUUUCUACAUUGUUUUCCUAAUAACUUUAAACAAGCCAAAAUGAGUAAAGUGGAAGAAAAAAAAAACAGAAAAAUAAUGAAAGCACUGAAUUACAGAUGAAAAAAAAAUGCUUUGGUUUUAGUAAAGAAGUAUGCUGUGUACUCUCUGGGUCAUUUGUAUUUUAUUUUUUUAAUAAAACAAACAUUGGCACUCA
Molecule: messenger RNA, 6270 nt
Organism: Pleuronectes platessa (European plaice)
Lineage: Eukaryota; Metazoa; Chordata; Actinopteri; Pleuronectiformes; Pleuronectidae
Gene: wbp1
Product: WW domain binding protein 1
Exons: 5
Coding region: 187-1098 (303 amino acids)
Source: RefSeq, a predicted model, not a curated record